ACACAAGCAAGCUGCUGCCGCUUUUUCCUGUAUUCUAAAGAACUGCAGAUGGAAAGAGAAUGAGAGAGAGAGAGAGAGAGAGAGAUGCAGAGAGAGAGAUGCAGAGAGAGAGAGAGAGAGACUGUAGAAGCUGGUUGCUUUCACUGAUGUGAAGAAUUGCAGAGGCAAAGGAGAGUAGAUUGAGCAAGAGAGUGUGAAAGACAAAGACAGGAAAAGAAAGAACACUCACUGUUGUGUACCCAUCUGUUUAAAGAAAAUACAGAGCAGGAGAGAAACACGGGGGGAGAGAGAGAGCGAGAGAGAGAGAGUGAGAAAAUUGACUGUUGGUACAUGCCGAAGAUUUGUAGAGGGAGGGAGGGAAAGAGGGGGAUGAGUGGGUGAGAGAGAGAGAGAGAAUGCACCUUUUAGAUAGAUAGAUAGAUAGAUAGAUAGAUAGAUAGAUAGAUAGAUAGAUAGAUAGAUAGAUAGAUAGAUAGAUAGAUAGAUAGAUAGAUAGAUAGAUAGAUAGAUAGAUAGAUAGAUGUCUUCAAAAAAAAGGAGGAGGAGUGCAGAAGAAGGAAAUAAGGAGUAGGAGGCAUGCAUGCAUGCGUGUGCGUGUGUGGACGGAAUUAUACUUCUCUUCACUGUGCUUCCCUUAUCCCACUUGGAAUACAAUGCCUGUCCCAGGAUUAGAAAUAUCUGACCAUCGGACAUCACCUCCCUGUUGAGAGCACACAGAGCUUGUUCCAGCAAUGGGCUGUAUAGGGUCCCGGACGAUCACAGCAGAGGCGGUCCCUGUUGGAAGGCGGGAUGGCGAACAGCAUGGACGGACAGAGCUCUCUUGGGAUGGCAUUAAUAUCUCCAUGGAGGACACGACAUCCAUCCUGCCCAGGCUGAAGAGAAACUCUAAUGCUUACGGGAUUGGUGCACUGGCUAAGUCUUCAUUAUCAGUAGGUGUCUCUCGCAGCGUAAAAGACCAUAUCACAAAGCCCACUGCCAUGGCUCAAGGUCGGGUAGCCCAUAUGAUUGAAUGGCAGAGCUGGGGCAAGCCAUCAGCAGGACCUGCCGGGCGUUCAACAAAUCGGGAGCGUGACCGGAGACUUGAGAAUGACGCUUAUUCAGAUUUGAGCGAUGGUGAAAAGGAAGCACGCUUUGCAGCAGGUGUAAUGCAGCAGUUUGCCAUUUCAGAGGCGACACUCUUAGCAUGGACUUCAAUGGAUGGCGAGAGCAUGAGUGCAGGUUCAAACCAGGGAAGUGUGGCACACUUGAGUGAAGUCAACCAAGAAUCAGUUACAAGUCGAGAUCAAAUCUUGCAUCAUUCUGUAGAUGGCUGGCCUCAUACUUAUGUUUCGCAGGGAAUGUACUGUCUCAGCUCUUCAGAUGCCUGGGAACCCAUGAGUAAUGAACCAUCUGGCGUGGCUUCUCCAGCAACGGGCUCCUAUGUGGUCGGGGGUGUGCCUUCACAAGGUUAUGAUGAUGGUGCUGUUUACCUUGCACAGCAGCAGGCAUUUGAAACCCGGGUGAGCCUAAGUCAUUCUGCACAGCAGACACCCAACAGCACCAUCCACAGUCAACAGACUCCGCUUACUCACACGCAGCUGGUUGACCUGUGGGGAGCAGCACCGGGAGGUGUUUACUAUGCAGAAGUUGGUGGUUAUGUGGGAGUAUCAGCAGAAGAAGGAAAUGCAUCAGUAGGAGAAGGACUCGCAGUGGACAGUGCCCCUCUACUAGAGAAGCAGGAGCUGCAGGAUGAAGAAGAUGAUGCUGUGUGCAGAGAUAUGGAAUCUCUUUCUCCACCAAAAGAAGAAGUAGCUGUCAGUAAUAAUAAUGGUAUUGCCAAUGGUGGCAACAAUGAGACAAUCCUGCCUCGCAAGAUCUCUGACGUUACCUCUUCUGGAGUACAGUCCUUUGACGAGGAAGAAGCUGAAGCUGCUAACAAUUGAGAGUUUCUCUCCUUCUCUCUCUCCAGAGUCUGAUGUCAUAAUAUAUGUACAGGUGGUACCAUGUCCAAAGAAAAGUAGACAACCUGAAAGACAGCAUUGAGUCAAAACUUAAAUGGGCACUUGAGUUAACUGUGGAGGAUCUACGAAAGUUCUUCUAUAGAAGGGUUUCAUUGAACGAUGAACAUUAUGAAACAUUAUGAAAGAGUCUGGCAUCAAUGAAUCGCUCCUCAUGGGUUUUAAACUUGUUUCUACUAAAGGUCUUCAAAUGUCUCUGUUGAAAUCGAGAUGGUAUUGUCACAGGUGAAGACUCGGGACUGAAAUGUAAAAAAAAAAUGUGAAGCAGUGAAGGCCAAAAGGAAUACAAAUCAGCUGUUUAAAGACUUUGAGAAAAACUCAGUGUCUUAAAGUGUCUUAAACGUUCUGUAUUCUCAUCUUUUUGCCAAAACAAUACCUGUUGUCUGCAUUUAUUGGAAUGUGCUUUUAACUCACAGACUUGAGUCUUAUAAUAAUAAUAUUAUUUUUAUAUAUUUAUUUUUUAAAAUGAUUAUUGUCUGCAUGUUCAGAGAUUGCUUAUUUACUGUAAAGAUUCUGCUGACUGCCCAUUGCACCAGUAAUCAUUCCACUAUGAGAAUGCUAGCAGAUCUUUUUGUUACAAUGGGACAGUCAGGGUUUUAUUAAAAACACUGGGAAUAGGACUAAUUUUAAUGGGCAUCUGUGUGCAAAUACUGUGUAAAUUCUUUCAUUUUGCAGGGAAGUUUGUUUGUUGUACCCAAACAGGGCCUUUCUUGUUAAAUGCCUCUAGGUGUUUUGUCUACUUCUGGGCAUCAAUUGGCACUGCAAUUUUAGAUGUGCCCAGGUUCAGCAUGGACAUGCCAUGUGGUGUCUCGGUCCAAUCUAUAAGUUUGGCAGGCAAUGAUGAAUUUGAAAGUAAAGUCUGCAGUCUAGACAUCUGUCAUAGACUUAAUGGUUAAUCAAUUAACAACCAUUAUGAAUUUUGCUUUGUACAGUCAAUCUUGCUGUAUGAUUGUCACAUUUGCAGUAACCAGCUACUGCUAUUAAUGUAUCUGGACUGCCUGAAAGCUCUACAAAGCAUGCAUAUCCCUCUUUUUUAUGUAAUGGUUGGACUGAAAAAUAAAGAGAAAAGGUGCAUCUCUUGAUGUAUGCAAUUA
Erpetoichthys calabaricus (reedfish) is the source of this 3091-nucleotide messenger RNA. RefSeq names its product family with sequence similarity 131 member Bb (gene fam131bb). The transcript is spliced from 10 exons. Bases 732 to 1922 code for a protein of 396 amino acids. The record is from RefSeq and is a predicted model, not a curated record. Lineage: Eukaryota; Metazoa; Chordata; Cladistia; Polypteriformes; Polypteridae.